GCCUGCAGCAGUAAUCGGACAACUCUCGUUCUUGCUCGGAGUCUGUCUCUUGAGAUCUAGUACGGGGCUCCAUGACUUUUCACCCUUAAAAUGAAAAAGAAAAAAGUUGUCUUUUAUCGCUAAUCUGCGCGUUUAAAGUCAACUCUGAGAGAAGUUUCUUUUUAAAAAAAAAACUUCUUUAUUUGCUCUGGAACGGACAGACACUCAACGGAAGAUUGCAAAACAGGGAGGAAUAAAAGAAAAAGUGCAAGGAUUCUACCAUAAUUGUAGUCUAUGGAAAUGCAGGAUCUAGCUAGUCCACACAGCCGAGUAAGUGGAAGCAGUGAGUCCCCAAACGGUCCCAACAUCGACAACUCACAUAUAAAUAACAAUUCCAUGACACCAAAUGGAACUGAAGGUGAUAACAUCACUAUGCUUACCACAGCUGACUGGUUGUUAAGUUCUAGUUCACAGUCUGCUGCAGUUAAAACAGAGCCAAUGAGCAGCAGUGAAAUCGCCACCUCUGUAGCAGACGGCUCUCUAGACAGCUUCUCAGGAUCAGGCAUUGGAACCAGUGGCUUCAGCCCAAGACAAACUCACCAGUUCUCUCCCCAGAUUUACCCUUCCAACAGACCCUAUCCACACAUUCUUCCGACUCCUUCCGCCCAAAAUAUGGCCGCGUACGGACAGACGCAAUAUACCACAGGAAUGCAGCAGUCUGCUGCCUAUGGCACGUACCCUCAGCCAGGCCAGCCCUAUGGGAUUUCAGCCUAUGGUCCAUUGUGGGCAGGCAUCAAGACAGAGGGCGGACUGACCCAGGCUCAGUCUCCAGGCCAGAGCGGCUUCCUCAGCUACAGUUCCAGCUUCUCCACGCCUCAGACGGGACAAGCACCCUACAGUUACCAGAUGCAAGGAGGCAGUUUUACAACAACUUCAGGGCUGUACGCUGGAAGCAAUUCCCUCACAAACUCGACUGGAUUCAAUAGUACACAACAGGACUACCCCUCCUACCCAGCUUUUGGCCAGAGUCAGUAUGCGCAGUAUUACAACAGUAGCCCUUACACUUCUCCAUACAUGACCAGUAACAACACCAGCCCCACCACACCCUCCACCACUGCCACCUACACCCUACAGGAACCUCCAUCAGGGGUCACCAGCCAGCCCCUCUCAGAGCAACCGGCAGUAGAGUACAGUACAAUCCAGAGUCCAUCAACCCCCAUUAAAGAUUCAGAUUCAGAUCGAUUGCGUCGGGCUUCAGAUGGAAAGUCACGUGGCCGGGGAAGGAGGAACAAUAACCCAUCCCCACCUCCCGACUCUGACCUUGAGCGCGUGUUCAUUUGGGACUUGGAUGAAACAAUCAUCGUUUUCCAUUCCUUGCUCACGGGAUCUUACGCCAACAGAUUCGGAAGGGAUCCACCAACGUCAGUGUCAUUGGGACUAAGAAUGGAAGAGAUGAUCUUCAACUUGGCCGACACACAUUUCUUCUUCAACGACUUGGAGGAGUGUGAUCAGGUCCAUAUUGACGACGUGUCAUCGGACGACAACGGGCAGGAUCUAAGUACAUAUAAUUUUAGCACAGACGGAUUCCACGCUGCUGCCACUAGUGCCAACCUGUGUCUGGCCACCGGCGUGCGAGGAGGUGUGGACUGGAUGAGAAAGCUGGCCUUCCGCUACAGACGAGUAAAAGAAAUUUACACCACCUAUAAAAAUAACGUCGGAGGUCUGCUUGGCCCAGCCAAAAGGGAAGCCUGGUUGCAAUUGCGAGCAGAAAUUGAAGCCCUGACCGACUCCUGGUUAACACUGGCACUGAAAGCACUAACAUUAAUCCACUCAAGAUCAAACUGUGUGAACAUCUUAGUGACCACAACACAGCUCAUACCUGCCCUCGCCAAGGUCCUCCUCUACGGACUGGGAGUAGUAUUUCCAAUUGAAAAUAUUUAUAGCGCCACGAAAAUAGGAAAAGAGAGCUGCUUCGAGAGAGUAAUCCAGAGGUUCGGAAGGAAAGUUGUUUAUGUGGUGGUGGGGGACGGUGUGGAGGAGGAGACAGGGUCGAAAAAGCACAACAUGCCUUUCUGGAGGAUCUCUAGUCACUCUGACCUCAUGGCUCUACAUCAUGCUCUGGACCUGGAGUACUUGUAGCACUGUGACGGCCCUGUCGCUCUGUCCCAGGCCGUGCGGGGGCCCUGCAGACCCAUACCCAGCACCGUCAGCCUGCUGCGUCGCCCGAUCCUCUGCGUUCCGACAGCACCAGACCAAAAACAAAAUCGUUCACACACAUAACGUAGAGAGAGAGCAACACGCUCAGCGUGUUGACACAUGGCCGCAAUUCGUCUUAACCCUAAACCUUUUUCGAAGUGGAGGAGAGUGAAUUUAUGGCUCUGCAGCUGCUGGCCCUGGUUACUGUGAAUUGGCUUUUUUUCCGAAGCCAUCAAAAUGUUUUACAGCCCUGUGUACGCAGGGGACUCGGCAAGGGUUCACACCUGUGACAAAAACUGAGCUACCGAUGCCUUUGGAACUCAGCAGGACUCCGAUCCCACUGCGACUUGGUGUAAUGCUUUGUCUCUUUAUGUCUCAACCGAUGGUACAAAGA
Sinocyclocheilus rhinocerous is the source of this 2569-nucleotide messenger RNA. RefSeq names its product EYA transcriptional coactivator and phosphatase 1 (gene eya1). The record is from RefSeq and is a predicted model, not a curated record. Lineage: Eukaryota; Metazoa; Chordata; Actinopteri; Cypriniformes; Cyprinidae. Gene Ontology annotation, cellular component: nucleus. Gene Ontology annotation, molecular function: protein tyrosine phosphatase activity. Gene Ontology annotation, biological process: cell differentiation; multicellular organism development; positive regulation of DNA repair. The transcript has 18 exons. The coding region runs from base 274 to 2118 and encodes 614 amino acids.